This is a messenger RNA of Silurus meridionalis, 2536 nucleotides long. RefSeq names its product solute carrier family 45 member 3. The record is from RefSeq and is a predicted model, not a curated record. Gene Ontology annotation, cellular component: membrane. Gene Ontology annotation, molecular function: sucrose:proton symporter activity. NCBI's taxonomy places the organism in Eukaryota, Metazoa, Chordata, Actinopteri, Siluriformes, Siluridae. Gene Ontology annotation, biological process: transmembrane transport.
AUCACACUCUGUGUCACACUGUACAUGUGAGAAGAGGACUGAAGACAAGGAUCACCAUCACACACUCAACCUCACUGCAACAUCAUGGAGGACUCAUGGUCAAGGAUAAGGCUCCAGAUCACGUCCAUAUCCACAGCCUUCACCCAUUUACAGGAUUAGUGUGGAGAGAAGUGUACGAGCUGAUCUUCUGGAUAUGCGUAGCAGGCUCUUGGACUUGUACCUGGUCAACGUGUUGACAUGUGGGCUGGAGAUAUGCAUGGCCACUGGCACCAUUUACAUUCCCCCCAUGCUCCUGGAGGCUGGAGUGCAGGAGCGCUUCAUGACCAUGGUGCUUGGUGUGGGUCCUGUGCUGGGUUUGAUAUUCGUUCCUCCACUCGGUUCAGCGAGCGACAGAUGGAGAAGUCGUUAUGGGCGCCGACGUCCCUUCAUCUGGGCCCUGUGUGUCGGCGUGCUGCUCAGCCUUUUAAUCAUUCCUCGUGCUUCUCAAAUCGCCUCUCUGUUCUACGAGCAGCAACACUGCAGGUUGGAAGUUCUGCUGUUGGUGUCGUCCAUCUGUGUGCUGGAGUUCUGCGGUCAGGCCUGCUUUACCCCUCUGGAGGCGCUGGUGUCUGAUCUGUACCCCAGAGAAGAGGAGAGCCGUCAGGCAUUCUCCAUCUACUCCAUCAUGCUCAGCCUGGGAGGAUGCAUCGGGUAUCUUCUUCCAUCCGUGGACUGGACCGGCCUGGGUGCAUCUUCUUACCUGGGAGGCCAGGAGGCCUUCAUCUACGCACUCCUCACUGUGCUGUUCCUCAUAUGCCUCAUGACCACAGCCUUUGUCUCGGAAGAGCAGACGGCCGGGGUGGUCCCGGAGUCAUCCAGGAGAUCUGCGAGCUCGUACAGCGUGUGCUGUUGGCCGUCUGAGUUGUUCUCCAGGGCGCAGAUGUUGAAGCGUGCAGUGGUUAGCCUGUUCACAGUCAUGCCCAGACUCUGGUCAGGGUGCAGCCACGUUCCCCGGGUGAUCGCCAGGCUGUUUGUGGCCGAGCUGUGCAGCUGGAUGGCUCUGAUGACGUUUGUGCUGUUUUAUACAGACUUUGUUGGCGAGGGUUUAUACGAUGGAGUGCCCAGCGCUAAACCAGGCUCUCCUGAAAGACUUCGCUAUGAGGAAGGUGUGCGUGUGGCCAGUCUGGGUCUGUUCCUGCAGUGUGUGACCUCCGUGACCUUCUCUGUACUAAUGGAGCGGAUGGUGGCGCGUGUCGGUGCACGUGUGAUCUACCUGAGCAGCUUGGCCCUGCUGGCACUGAGCACGGCUGUAAUGAGCGUCUCUAAGGACGUCAUCCUGGUGACGGCGAUGGCGGCGGUGACCGGCUUCACCUUCUGCACUCUGCAGAUCCUGCCGUACACACUCACCUGUCUGUACCACUCAGAUAAGCAGGUUUUCCUCUCCAGCAGUAAACCCAAACUCCUCUCCAGCAGGACUGAUUUGAUCAAAUCGACUCAUAAGCAGAUUUCCGCCGUGCAUCGGAACACAAACGGGUAUUUGAAUGGCCGUGCUGUGAUUCCCUCUACCACCAAAGUGGCUCCUUCCUCAUCAAGUAAUUCCUAUGUUUCCCUGGACAUUGACACGUCGCUCGACUCCCACCAGCCUCAUAGAGGAAUGUGUCUGGACUUCGCCAUCCUGGACAGUGCGUAUCUCCUGUCGCAGGUCUUCCCGUCCUUCAUGGGCUCCAUCGUGCAGCUUUUCAGCAGCGUCACCGCCUACAUGGUGUGUGCCUCUGCCCUCAGCCUGCUCGCCAUCGUCUUCUCCAGCAGGAUCGUCUUCACCAGACAGGAAAUGGAGAGCUGAAGUGACACGUGAAUGCCACAAUUAAAUAACAUAUCAAGUGCAUUAUGAUCAGGGAUCAGUCGAGCGGUUUCAUGUUUACAAGGGAUUCAGGAAACUCAAAUGCCGUAACUUAGAUGUGUGUUUGGUGUUUAAAUCUAAAACUUCUGAUCCCAAUUCUGACCCAUGUCCAAUCUCACUUACUCCCAAGACAAAGUCUGUCCAAUCUCACCCACUUUCAAAGGAAUUCUAAACAGUUGUGUCCAAUCCUAAAGGAGUUCUUUCCAAUCUCACCCACUCCCAAAACAAAUUCUGUCCAAUCUUACCCACACCCAAAACACAUUCUGUCCAAUCUCACCCACACACAAAACACAUUCUGUCCAAUCUCACCCACACCCAAAACACAUUCUGUCCAAUCUCACCCACACCCAAAACACAUUCUGUCCAAUCUCAUCCACACCCAAAACACAUUCUGUCCAAUCUCAUCCACACCAAAACUAAUUCUAUCCAAUCUCACCCACACCCAAACCAAAUUCUGUCCAAUCUCACUUACACCCAAAGGAAUUCUAGCCAAUCUCUCCCAUUCUAAAACCAAAUUCUGUCCAAUCUAUUUAAACGUAUUUUAAAGACAUUUCUAAAAGAAUUCUGACCAGUUCUGUCCACUCCCCAAAACAAAACUGUCUAAUUUCAUCCACUUUCCAAGAAAUUCCAAACAAUUGCGUUAGCUCCUAAAUAAAU